AUGAAGAUUGAACAUAAACAUAAGGCUAUGUGGGCGUUGAAGAAAUUAAACAUAGAUUGGGAAGAGGCGACCAAGCUCAGGUUGUUUCAACUCAAUGAGAUAGACGAAUUCCGGUACCAGGCAUAUGAAAGUGCAACACUUUAUAAAGAGAGAAUGAAGCAGUAUCAUGAAAAUAAAAUCCUAAAGCGAGAAUUCUACAAUGGUGAUCCUGUCUUGCUGUUUAACUAUCAAUUGAAACUGCUACCGAGUAAGCUUAAGCCAAGGUGGUCCAGUCCGUUCGAGAUGGUAAGUGUUUCACCCUAUAGGGCGCUUGAAUUGAAGUCCAGAGAUGGAACUCGAACAUUUAAGGUGAACGGGCAGAGGGGGAAGCACUAUCAUGAAAUGGUUGAUGGAGAUAGAAUUUUUGACCGAUACCGGUUGAAGCACCUUGGAACGAAUGUUGACUCAACGUGUCAGACCAAGAGUAAAUUGGCAACACUGUCAUACUGUGAUGUAAAAUCAAGCGCUUCUUGGGAGGCAACCCAUGUGUAA
Messenger RNA from Lycium barbarum (goji berry), 531 nucleotides. RefSeq lists its product as uncharacterized. The transcript has a single exon. The record is from RefSeq and is a predicted model, not a curated record. Lineage: Eukaryota; Viridiplantae; Streptophyta; Magnoliopsida; Solanales; Solanaceae. The coding region runs from base 1 to 531 and encodes 176 amino acids.